CAGACCCUUGAUAAACAAAGGUGCCUCGUCCAUGGAAUAAAUAAAUAUAAUAAGAAGAAUAAAACUUGUAAGAUCAUUUCCCAAUUCUCAGUUUCUCACCGGUAAGUCUGUUGCAGAAUCCAUCGCGGGACCGUCCACAUCUUCUCUACGCGAGCUGAAAACCACCAUCGCAAUCCAUCGGAAUAUUUUCUUAUGCGCCAGCAUUUCAAGGCCUAGGGUUAGUGUUUGGGUUUGGGGUUUCGACUUCCAAUUAUUUCUUUAACGCACAGAGAACAAUGCGAAAUUUCUACCGAGAAUCUCAAGAGUCUCCGUUUUCAAUCCCAGUCUCACAAAACCCGCAUUCCUCUCUUAAAGGUAGUGGCUCGCUUGGCUCGGGAUUGCACAAUUGGCUCUUCGAGUGCCAUGGGUUCUUGCACAAUCUCACUCUCAUUGUGGCUUCUCUUGCUUUUGUACUAUACUUGGCAUUUCAGGCCAAAAUGAGUGUAAGGAAGCUAUCCCAUGGGAGAUCUUAUAUCAUGAUCGCUUAUUAUGGGUGUCUUUGGCUCGUUAGCUUGCUCAAUCUUGCUUGGUGCUUCUUUCAGGCAUGGGAGUGCACUGCUGGAAAAGAAUUGACAUGGGAUGUCUUAUCUUUGUUUACAUCAUCUGGAAUGCUGUUUUUGGAAGUAAGCUUGAUUGCCUUUUUACUCCAAGGGAAUUAUGCAAGUAGUUUGGAAGCUUUGACACGGACCUUUGCUGUAUCAGCACUGAUUGUUGGUGUGGACAUACUCCUUAAGGCAAUUUAUACGUUUGGACUUGGGAUCCCUUUGUUCAUCGACAGCAACGAAGAGCAACAUCAAAUGAAGUGGAGCUUGUGGGUUGUCCAUAGGCUAGUACUAACUGCAGUUUAUGGCUUCAUAUUGUUCAUGUACCUUUCCAAGCAAAGGGAAAGGUUACCUGCAAGGCCUGCAUUCUACAAGUACAUUGUUAUUAUGUUCAUCUUGAACGCACUAGCACUAUUUGCCUGUGGGCUAACUGUGAAUGGGACUGGUUUUGGUUUCUGGUUGUACAGCACCACAAUCGUCUGCUACCAUGCCUUUUACCUUCCUCUUCUAUACAUAACAUUUUUAGCGGACUUUUUCCAGGAGGAAGAUUUACAUCUGGAGAAUGUAUACUAUUCAGAAAUGAAAGAUGCUGGUUUCUUUGAUGCUGAUUGGGAGUGAUGAAAGAUGCUGGUUUCUUUGAUGCUGAUUGGGAGUGAUGCUGUGAUAUUCUGGCUGGAUGAUUCUGUAUAUUAAAGUAACUUUCAGAGUGCAAAAAUUUCUGCACUUGAAGAGAUGCUUGUUCAUUGCUUGCUGGACUCGUUCUUUUACAAUAGAUGUAGUGUGCCUCUGGCACUUGGAACGCUUUGUUGUGUACCAAUUAAGAACUGGUUAGACCGCAUUAAAAAAUAUAACUCUGUAUAAUACAGAAUAAGUGAAGCAUAAAGGUAGUUCUAGUUCAAAUGAAA
This is a messenger RNA of Manihot esculenta (cassava), 1486 nucleotides long. Its product is annotated as protein CANDIDATE G-PROTEIN COUPLED RECEPTOR 2. The record is from RefSeq and is a predicted model, not a curated record. The transcript is spliced from 6 exons. Gene Ontology annotation, cellular component: plasma membrane. Gene Ontology annotation, biological process: G protein-coupled receptor signaling pathway. Bases 276 to 1199 code for a protein of 307 amino acids. NCBI's taxonomy places the organism in Eukaryota, Viridiplantae, Streptophyta, Magnoliopsida, Malpighiales, Euphorbiaceae. Gene Ontology annotation, molecular function: G protein-coupled receptor activity.